UUGCUGUUGAACUUGAUUCUUUAGUGUAUUGUAAUAGCUCUGGUCAGUGAAUGAUUCAGAAGUGAUAUUAUUAGUACCUACAGCUUUAUAACUAAACUACGCUACGAUCUACUCUCUACCACUCACAUCUCUACAAUGGCAGAAGACACCGACAUGACGAUGCAGUCAUUCACGAGCACGCACGCGCCGCCUAAAAUCACGUACUCGAAGAAAAACGCAGCGAUAGCAGACAGACGACAGCAGCAGUCGCAGCGACUAACGAGGGCGGCAAGUGCCGGUGACGGUUCGAUCUACAGAGACCAGUCAAACAAACACAGAAACGAAUCAAACAAGCACGGAAACGAAUCAAACAAACGACUCAGAAAGACCGAAGCAGACGCGAAGGAGCAGAAUAAACGACUGAAAAUGGCUGUUGAGGCGGAUGCGUCUCCCUCGCCAUCGCCUUCUGCGCAGUCAGAGUCGACUCCUUCGUCGCCGUCGUUCAACGAGAACCCGCUUCCGAGACGUAGACUGUUUGCCGAGCCAAAGAAGGAGCUGAAGACGGCAUUGAAAGAACACGUGAACGAGACAUGGACGGGAGACGGAUCGAGAUCACCAAAGAAAGCGAAAGCGAAGACGGUUCGGAUACUGAGUCAGGGAAAAGAAGGCUCUUCAGAGCACUCGCUGUCUGCGAUAGGACUGAGUCCUCCGAGAGCCACAUCGACGCCGCCACGAGAGAUAAUAAAGAAGCAGAGCAAGAAGAUCGGCGAGGGUUUGUUUGCAAAGAGCGACAGCGUGUUUAGGACGACGAUCCCGCGGCUGGCACCAGCGGGACCAGCGAGACGAGCGAAGAUGGUUGUUCACCGCGACGAGGAUGACAUCAUUGUGAAUGCACCGUUGAUGAGUCUUGGGAGGUCGGAGACGACGACGAAGAGUGCAGCGACUGCAACAACCACGACGACGACCACGACAAAUCGAGGGACGAGAGGACUGAGUAGUGUUGUGCAGACACGGCUGAGGACGGGGAAGAGAGCGAGACGAGGUGGUGAUAAUGUAGAGUAGUUGCUGUUUUUAUUCUUUUGUUCUUGCUAUACCCUUGCUAUUCUUGCUACUAUUGCAAUGUUGAUAUUAUGAUAUCCUUAUAUUCUUGAUAUUCUUGCAAUUCUUCUCUUCUCUAUUACUAUCUACUCUCUCUCGACGUCAUCGC
Myxozyma melibiosi is the source of this 1186-nucleotide messenger RNA. RefSeq lists its product as uncharacterized. The transcript is spliced from 2 exons. Lineage: Eukaryota; Fungi; Ascomycota; Lipomycetes; Lipomycetales; Lipomycetaceae. The record is from RefSeq and is a predicted model, not a curated record. The coding region runs from base 136 to 1041 and encodes 301 amino acids.